Messenger RNA from Exserohilum turcica Et28A, 1479 nucleotides. RefSeq lists its product as uncharacterized. The coding region runs from base 8 to 1315 and encodes 435 amino acids. The transcript is spliced from 2 exons. Lineage: Eukaryota; Fungi; Ascomycota; Dothideomycetes; Pleosporales; Pleosporaceae. The record is from RefSeq and is a predicted model, not a curated record. Gene Ontology annotation, molecular function: flavin adenine dinucleotide binding; oxidoreductase activity, acting on the CH-CH group of donors.
GCCCACCAUGAUGAAGUCUGAGAAGAAACAAGAAACAUUUGGCAACCUAGGCCCCUGGGCCGAGCCGUCAUGGUACUCGUCGCUCGCCUCGCCCUACUACAACGACUCGCACAAGAAGCUACGCGACACGAUGCGCAACUACAUCGACACGCACGUGAAACCGUACAUGCUAGACUGGGAAGAAGCCGGCGAAGCCCCCGAGCAAGAGCGCCUCAAAUGGGCGCAAACGGGCUUUGCCUUUACCGACGUGCCUGCGCCGUACCGGCCUGCCAAUGUGCCUGGCCCCGCGGGCAUACCCGUGGCAGAGCUAGACAUGUUCCACUUACUCAUCAUGGCGGAUGAGAGCAGCAGAAUGGAGGGCGGCGUCAACAUGGCACUCGAAGGCGCCAGUGUAAUCGGCGUGCCGCCCAUUGUGCAUCACGGGACGGAAGAGCAGAAGCAGAAAUGGCUGCCGGGCCUGUUUACGUGGGAAACGAGUUUCUCGCUGGGAAUCACGGAGCCGGGAGGUGGGUCCGACGUAGCCAACAUGCAAACCACGGCUACAAAGACGCCCGACGGCAAAUCCUACAUUGUCAACGGCUACAAGAAAUGGAUCACGGGCAUGCCCUGGGCCACACACAUGACGACGGCCGUGCGCACCGGCGGCCCCGGCGCCUCAGGCCUCUCCCUCCUCGUCAUCCCCACGUCGUCCCCAGGCCUCAGGCACCGCCGCAUCACCAACAGCGGACAGCGCUCCGGCGGCGCCAGCUUCGUGGAACUCGACAAUGUCGUGGUCCCCGCGAGCAAUCUGCUCGGCGCCGAGAACAGCGGCUUCAAAAUCAUCAUGCGCAACUUCAACAAAGAGCGCUUCAUCAUGGCCGUCGGCUGCAACCGCAAAGCACGCACCUGUCUCUCCGAAGCCACAGCCUACGCCUCGCUGCGCCACACUUUCGGCAAACCGCUGCUCGCAAACCAGGUCAUCGCCGCUAAACUCGCGACUCUCGCCCGCUACGUAGAAUCUCACUUUGCAUGGCUCGAGCAACUCGCCUUCCACAUCCACGCUUCGCCUACCGGCUGGCAGGAUCCCACUAUCGCGGGCCAAAUUGCCCUCUGCAAGGUGCAUGGCGGCCGCCUUCUCGAGCUCGCGAGCAGAGAGGCCCAGCAGGUUUUUGGCGGCGCCGGGUACCAAAAGGGCGGCGGGCCGGGCGCCCUCGUCGAGCAGAUUAGUCGCGAUUUGAGGAUGAUGGUGGUGGGAGGCGGCAGCGAGGAGAUUAUUGCUGAUUUGGCGCUUCGCCAGGAGUUGGCGCUUGCCAAGAGGAGGGGGUGGAAGCUGUGAUGUUGAUUGCUCGUCUACUUUUAUUUGCUGUCGUGUGUUUUGGGUCCUUGUUUUACUGGGUGGGUUGAACAACAUGUACGUAAGUAGCUCGUGUGCUGAUUGACGAGCAUCACUACUGCAAUCUUAGACUCAUCAAGUUUUCAAAUAGCCACCAUGCAUCACAU